CUCUUGCAGAGGAUGGGGAGACACGUGACUGGCUCUUGUGUAAGUUUGUUUAAGUGACAGGAGCCCAGCAGAGCGGAGGAGCAGACAGAGAGUGAAGUGCCGGAGCCGGAGCCAGAUUCUAGCAGCCUCCUUAGGGCUCAUGUCUUGCUCUUACACAGGGAACAUGUGACCCAAACUCUUGCACCCUACAAGGCUUAUUGGAUAAAGGAUAUUUAUCCCCUAAUUACAGGUCAUAUUGGCCAAGAAGCAUUAUUAAGAUAUAUACCCACCUAAUACUUAUACCUAAUUACCACCCCAGGAGGAGCCAUUUGGGAUGCGGAGGCACCUGAUUUUGCUCAUUAUUUUUGGACUUGAUGUGGUGCCCUGGAAUCUUUAAGAGGAUUUGGAUUUUCAUUACCAGACUGAAGGCAAAGGAACAUCAUGGAUACUGAUACCCACAGCAAGCUGGUCCUGGCUGUCUACAUCUUCACUUUCCUCACAGGCCUGCCCUCCAACUUGCUGGCAUUCUACACCUUCCUGAUCAAGGUGCGCCAGAGGGCAACCCCAGUAGACAUUCUUCUUCUCAACUUGACUGUCUCUGACCUGAUCCUCCUGAUGUUUCUGCCUUUCAAGAUGGACGAAGCAGCUUCCAACAUGAUGUGGAGGCUGCCGCAGUUCCUCUGCCCACUCACCGGAUUCUGCUACUACAGCAGCAUCUACAUCAGCACGUUGUUCCUCACAGCGGUUAGCGUAGAGCGCUAUCUGGGAGUAGCUCACCCUAUCAAGUACAAGCUUAACCGCAAGCCUCUCUACGCCGUAGUGGCAAGCAUCAUCAUAUGGAUUGUGGCCUGCGCUAACUGUAGCAUCGUCUACAUUGUGCAAUACAGGCUUCCGUCGAACGAGACUCUUUCCACCAAUUUCACGUGCUAUGAACAAUUUUCCAAUGAGCAGCUACAGAUCUUACUCCCGGUACGACUGGAAUUAGGCUUGUUUCUCUUUUUUGUCCCGUUCAUUGUAACGGUUUACUGCUAUGUAAACUUCAUCAGAAUUUUGAUGUCUUUGCCCAACAUACCGGCCAAGAGAAAGCAGAGAGCCAUAGGCCUGGCCGUGGCCACUCUCACCAACUUCGUCAUCUGUUUCUCUCCAUAUAACAUCUCCCACAUUGUUGGCUUUAUACAAGAUGAUAGCCCGCCAUGGAGGGUGGAUGCUUUGCUACUUAGCACGUUUAAUGCAAGUUUGGACCCAAUUGUUUUCUACUUCUCCUCUUCGGCUGUUCAGGCUAUGGCUUGUGAGUGUAUCGUUGGGAUAACAAGGAAACUUAGGACCAUCUGCCCUUGUAAUUGUCUCUGCUUUUCACGAUGCGAUGGUUCCGUCAAGGAAAAUAGUGUGGAUAAAUCCUCAGGAUAGAUCCUCGGCCUAAGGAUUUGGAAGCUGGAGGCAUCUCAAUCAAAGCACUGAGCAAGAUCCAUUCUUCAUCUUUGCUUUGUACUUGCAAAACUGGUUUGGGGUGAAAACCUCAAAGGUCAACUCAUCAUAGGAAAUGAUCAAAAUUCAAGGUAGAGGACUACUGAUAAAGACAUUGGGACAUUGUCAUGACCAAUUACAAAGAUACUGUAUAACCUGUAUAUUCAGCGAUGGUCACAUUGGAUCGUGGCUCUUUUCCUACGAUCUUCACCAUAAGAACAAACCAUUUAUUUACCCCGGUGAUACUGCCUGGCCAAAAACAUAACUAACUUCUAUAAACAUUUCAUUGCCAAGCCCUGUCCGUUGGGUUAAUAUUGAAAGAAGAAUUUUUUGUACAGAAUUAAUUUAUUAUUUUUUUUAUGAAAAUAUUGUGUUCUGUCAGAUUUUAAAAAUGUUUCAGGUGUAAAUAAGGUUUUUGUGUUCCGUCUUGUACCAUGUUUAUAUAUUAUUUGAGUAAUGACUCCUUGCUUCUUUUUUUAUUUUUAUUGGUCAGCUGUGUACCAUGAUACCCUACAAGUAUUGGUGAGCUAUAAUGUACUAUAAAGAAAUAUGGAGAACACCAUAGACACACCUUAGAUGCUAUUAGGAGUGCUUCUGUAGGCCCUCCAGCUGCAGACUCAAUGCCACCCAAGCACUUACCUUUGCUGCACUAAGAUUGGGACAAGGGGACAGGAUUGCUAGUGCAGAGAACAUAAUUGUUCCCCCAUAUGUAAUUAAAUGCACUAUUUUUUCUGAGGAGCAGUAAAAGACAACAUCCAAUCAGAUGGUAGCUUUUAGUGACCAGUAAAUGUUUCCCGCUGAUUGGUUGCUACGGGUUACUGCUCCUUGGCAAGCUUAGCGCCUUUUAUUACAUAACCCCCCCCCCAGCAGAGCAAAAGAUCCUGCCUUAUUACAGAAGGAACCCUGGAAGCUCUCACCUUAUUGUCCUGAGGGACUUACUGUAUCUUACUUGUCCCUCAAGAGAUUUUCCACCUGAAGAAGGGACCUGCAUGUUCGAAUCUCUGCAAUAUAUUUCAACCCUUAUUGUUAUUAAAUGUUUAAAC
This is a messenger RNA of Xenopus tropicalis (tropical clawed frog), 2486 nucleotides long. It is a transcript of the gene ffar2, whose product is annotated as free fatty acid receptor 2. The transcript is spliced from 2 exons. Gene Ontology annotation, cellular component: membrane; plasma membrane. Gene Ontology annotation, biological process: signal transduction; G protein-coupled receptor signaling pathway. Gene Ontology annotation, molecular function: G protein-coupled receptor activity. Bases 421 to 1386 code for a protein of 321 amino acids. NCBI's taxonomy places the organism in Eukaryota, Metazoa, Chordata, Amphibia, Anura, Pipidae. The record is from RefSeq and is a predicted model, not a curated record.